Molecule: messenger RNA, 15254 nt
Organism: Spirometra erinaceieuropaei
Lineage: Eukaryota; Metazoa; Platyhelminthes; Cestoda; Diphyllobothriidea; Diphyllobothriidae
Source: the annotation of a GenBank genome assembly
AUGCUCACAGCAGUAACAAAUGCAACGGGAAAUUCGGCUGGUGCUAAACUGAGGUGCUUGUACACGAAUGCCCAAAGCAUCAUAUCGAAACUAGACGAACUAAAACUUUGGCUUGUUGAGCUGUCUCCAGAUGUUUUAGCAGUAACUGAGACCUGGCUGUCCGGGACUAUUAGCGAUAACGAAGUAGCCUUGCCUGGAUACCAAAUUUAUCGGAGGGACAGGGAACAUCGUCAGGGUGGUGGUAUCGUUGUGUAUGUGAAUGACGGUCUGGCAAUGUCGGAUAACACCACCAAGUUUGCGUGCAGUACGGAAGCUAUCUGGUUGACCAUCAAGGCUACCGGUUCCCCGUGUCUCGAUGUCCUCACUGUCUACCGACCACCUAGGACAGACCAAAUCGCCGACACUCAACUAUUGGAGCAGUUGGAGAAAUUUUCCAGUCGACCUAACAUCAUGAUCAUGGGCGACUUCAACGCACCAGGAACAAACUGGAAUACCCUCCAAGCGUCAGGUCCAAAAUCGGCAUUCGAUUACCGCCUGUUGAGCAAGACAUUAAAUGCGUGCCUCACACAACAUGUAAUGUUCCCAACGAGAACACGUGAAGGACAAAGGGCAAACUGCCUGGAUCUGGUCUUUACGAAAACACCAGACAGCAUAGACGAGAUUGCCUCCAUGCCGCCCCUUGGCCGAAGUGACCACGUAGUGCUUAUGUGGGAUUAUUCGUUAUUCUCCAUUUCACACACUCCAGGCCACACAAGGCGUAAUGUUUGGCGGGGCGAUUUCAAUCAGAUGAGGGCAGACUUAUCCGGUCUUGACUGGGGCUCUUUAUUUACGGGAAGUGCCAACGAUGACUGGGAGCUGUUCAAGAAUGUCCUUCUGCAGCUCAUCAACAACCACUGCCCACUGACUAGUAUAAUACUGAACAAACGCCCUGGGUGGCUAAAUAGCAAUCUCAAAAAAGAAAUCAACAGGAAGCACAAAUUGUGGAGAAAAUACUGCGUCACUAGACAAGCUGAAUGCUUCAACACCUACAAGACACAGAGGAACAAACUGAGGAAGCUGAUAAUGCAGACGCGGCGGGAAUUCGAGAAGAACUUGCUACAAAAAGCAACGCAGAACCCAAAAUUGCUCUACAGCUACCUCCGACGAACUACAAGGAACAGGCAUCAAAUCCCCUUGAUAAAGACUACUGAUGGCGUUGAGAUCGCUGAUAGUAGGGAUAAAGCUGCGUAUUUCUCACGGUUUUUCCAAUCAGUCUAUACAAACGAGGCAAGGUUCCUUCCUCCCUCCACAGAAGAACUGCCGACUCCAAGCGUCAGUGAUAUACUCUUCUCAGAAGGCAUUGUCCGAAGAGAAUUAGAGGCAUUGAACGAAUCGAAGUCGCCAGGACCAGACGAGAUUCCAUCCAAGCUUCUGAAGGAACUUGCCCGUGAGCUCUCUGUGCCUUUGUCGAUGCUCUUUCAAACGUCAUUUGACACUGGAACACUUCCUGUAGAUUGGAAGCUGGCGCAUAUUACUCCGCUACACAAAGGAGGUAACAGGGCAGCGACGACAAAUUACCGGCCCAUAAGCUUGACAUGCAUUCUCUGCAAAGUUAUGGAAAGGAUAAUAAAGUGUGAACUAAUGCAAUUCCUGGAAGUUCACGGCCUGCUAUCGAAAUGCCAACAUGGGUUCCGAAAAGGAAGAUCCUGCACGACAAACCUGCUGCAAUCUCUCCAGAGCUGGACCCAAGCUCUCGACGACAGGCACGCGGUCCACAUAGCCUUCAUCGACUUCCAGAAGGCUUUCGACACUGUGCCACACCAAAGGCUCUUACAUAAGCUGAAAAAAAUAGGGAUCGGUGGCAACUUCCAUAAAUUGAUCGAAAACUUCCUUGUGGGUCGACACCAGGUUGUGUGCGUCGGUCGGGGAAAAUCAGAUCCGGCUAUGGUCGAUAGUGAUGUCCCCCAGGGUUCAGUACUUGGACCCAUUUUGUUCCUUAUCUACGUGGACGAUGCCGCAAGAGAUUUGGACUGUGAAGUAGCACUGUUUGCGGACGACAUGAAGAUAUGGAGUGUAAUUCGUGGUCCUGCCGAUGAAGACAGACUGCAGAUGAACCUGAAUCGGUUGGAGGAGUGGUCAAACCGUUGGCUCCUGCGGUUCAACGUUGCCAAAUGUAGCAUACUUCGCCUAGGCAACACAGCCAGGUCCGCCAGCACAAGAGGCUACUUUCUGGGCAGUGCAGCCCUACAAGAGCUCGAAGCCCAAAAGGACCUCGGUGUGCUUACGACGAGUUCACUAAUGCCAUCCGCCCACUGUUCGAGGGUGGCAAAAACCGCAAUGUCCGUACUGUACGCCAUCAAGCGUGCGUUUAUGGACUUUGACGAAGAAGCCUUCUCUAAGACAUUCGGAACAUUCGUCCAGCCGCAUUUAGAGUACGGCAUACAAGCUUGGAGGCCGUGGGGUGUUGUGGAUCAAAACUGCCUCGAAAUAGUCCAGAGGAGAGCCACGAAGAUGGUCAGGGGUCAAAGCUCCUUUCCUUAUGCGACCCGCCUAGUAAAUCUGAACCUCUUUCCUUUGAGUUACAGGCAACUUCGCGGAGAUCUCUUGCAAGCCUUCCGCAUUGUAAAGGGGUUGGAUUGCAGUCUGGCCUUCGAGGACUUUUUUGAAUUUGCUACCACGACCAACCUCCGAGGUCACCCGUUAAAACUGCGCACUCAGCAGGCACGGCUGGAUGUGCGGAAGUUCUCCUUCUCGGUUCGGGUGGUCAAACCGUGGAAUGAGCUUCCCGCAGAUGUUGUGAUGUCACCAUCUAUACAAAGUUUUAAGAAGAAUCUGGACAUAUUUAUGUUCCGAAAUGACCAAGAGCGAUGAGAAGUCGAGCUCACCCCCUGUAACUCCUUCUCAUUUUGUCCCACCAUUAUGGGCGUGUUCGAACUAUUUCAGCCCAGAACAUCUAUCUGUACACCACACAUUUUUUACGUUGCAAAUAGGGUACUCAAAGGCUUACGCCUAUUUCCCUCAAUAAACUGAACUGAACUGACCAAAUCUACAGUGGGAAAGCACCCGGUUUCGAUGAGAUCCCUGUAGAAAUCUAUAAGCACGUCGGCCACCGAAUGAUGAACGAAAUCACGGUGGUAUUUCAGGUGAUGUGGCAUUGCGGACAGGUUCUUCAGGAUUUCAAGGACGCAACCAUUGUCCAUCUGUACAAGUUCGAAGGGAACCGGCAACUCUGCGACAAUUUCAGGGGCAUGUCGGUACUCAGAAUCGCCGGGCAGAUACGUACCCGCAUCCUCCCCAACGAUCUCAACGGCCACGUACAGUCAGGACUUCUGCCGGAAAGCCCGUGCGGAUUCUACCGACGCCGCGAAGCCACUGAUAUGAUCAUUGCCGUCCGCUAGCAACAGAAGGUGUCAUCAGAUGCGGACUCACCUCUACACCGCCAACGUCCACCUCUUCCCCCACUGACGUCCCUGCCACAAACCUCACGCCGACCACGACCCCUGUCACCGCCGAUCGCACUGUCACCGCCCCGCUGCCGCCAUCCAACGACACCAUCCGUCGCUCCCCAAACCCUGCAUCGAACGCAGCGACCAUUAUCGCCAUCACCCUCUACCGAUGGGACGGCGCCCAAUGUUCCAUCACCUUCUGCCACCACCACCCCCAGCGAUGUGGACUCGGUUCAUACCUGUCGCAGUCGCGACCGCACAUUUAGUUCACACAUCCGCCUGAUCGGUCACUUGCAAAUCCAUCGCAUGGAGACGGACGGCCAUUUACUUUAGGACCAAUCCAAACUCACCGCACCCGCAUAAACUGCCCUCGCUAUCAACGUACACUCACUCACCGAAUGGAUUUGUUGGGUCACACGUGCAUCCACGAAAAACUGCGAUAGACACUACGCAUCCGCCACCAAAAACCGCAUUGCACGACAAUACCACCACCGCAAGCACUAGAUCGCCGCAUUCCACGCAAGUGGGAAGUGUACUUCUCGGCUCCGUCUCCACGAGACUCCUUUGCUGCAUGCAUGAUCCGAGCCUGAGAUUACCCCGGUGCGUCAAGCACCGUGGCUUGGAAGGCUGCCGACUACGCCUCAAAUUAAUCUACGCAGUUUGCCCGGUUCUGUGUGUUUGUUUGGAGUGGCGGACUGGUUGCAGUGAGCAGGGCUUUCAUGACUCUUUUUCAAAGUUAUCUGUGGUACUAUGACGCAUGUGAUGAGUGCGUUAUUAAUGGGUAGCGCCUUUCAGUCGCUGACUGACGGGUUAUCCAGCCGUUGAAGAUUGGUGGCCCAGGCAAAUGCAGGGCGGUAUAAAUAAAUAAAUAAAUUUUUUAUUUAAUGCCAGUUUACAGGCACUGUCAAGGUAAGCGAUUAAACAUAAAUCCGACCAGCAGUGAAAAAAACUCCUGAGCUAAAGGGAUAAAAAUAUAGUUGAUGGUGGUUUUAUGGUUUGGAGGGCUCAGGAGAAAAAACUGCCGGCGGUGGUAGAAUAUCGACCGUCAAGAAGGGGGGAGGUUGCACGGUAUCGGAGAUUAUCGGACGUCAAAUUCCUUUCAUGAAGUUGGGGAUAGCCAAAGUAGAGGCGUUGAGGAACAGCUGGUGAGACCGGCCAUAGUGUUCAGAGACCACAAACGCCAUCGCUACGUUACAGUCGAUCAGAGUUUUCAGCACCCAAAAUUUGUGGGAGCUUUUCUGAAUGCAAAAAUCCUUCUGUGCGCCAAGGUUUGCGGGCAUCUCCUAUGUCAUGAUCAGCAAACCAUUGUCUCGCAGCCUGGUGUGCACUGGCAUUUCUCCGGUACCUGGUUCUCUGGCGGCAGAUGCCUUUGCCCUCCCGCUGGCGAUACAGGUCGCAUGCAUGGCUGCCCGCUUAUCCACGUUCUCCCCGCUGUUGUUAGUCAAAAUCCUGGUCAAGUGCUCAUUGCGGACCAGGGAUUGUGAGGUGGAGCACCGGGCGCGGGUUCUGCCGCACCAUCCACUUGAGCCCUUCCCGGCUCCGGUCUCUUUGACUCCGUCUUCACACUGGGUCCGGGUUGGGGGGAGAGAGUGCGCUAGAUGCCGCGUAAGUCUACUCUCACUGUAAACUAAUUCACACCCAAGUCACCAUGCCUUCUUCAUCUUGCUGUUGAGCAUAUGGUGGACAUCGUCGGUUGCGACGGUCGAACGCCCAUUCAAGAACGAGUUCAGGUAUACAGGGGAAAGUGAAGACAACAAUGGGCAAUGUAUUUAAAUUUACACAACCCCCGAACAGUGUUUGUAGUCGAACAAGGACGUUCGACAAAAAAUUCAAAAAAUUAAACCACAAUGUCUUUUAGUUUGGUGGGAAGACGGAUAGGUCUACCAGAAUUAGAUGAGGUGUUUGGUGGUGGGUAGAAAUAAUUGUGGCGGGUUGGUCGCCUGUGUGAGCGUGAUGGUCAAGUGACAGAGACUGAAGUAGGUUGAGACAGUGCGCUCUCGUGGUCGACAGCUUGACUGUUUACUGGCGCCCUUCUGUCCACCUCACUUUGCCGUUCUGCUCGCCGCUAGAGGCACCGAGACUUGGCACCAGUUGGUAGACACUGCUCCUUCGCUGCUUGGUCUCAGGCAGGCAAAACUCUGAUAGAAUAGAGGCGCACACUCACAUUGGGGUUAAGAACCUCAACCACACAUACUAGCCAGGUAAAAACAUUGACCGCCACUGCUUACUCAACUGCCUGAACGCUUUUAUACCUCAGUGAAAUCUUCCCUAAUAAUUGUGCUUCUCCCGACUUAAGAUUUAAAAUCUAUCGUUGUGACCCCUUCCCAAAUCCGAAUUUUUCCUUCCCAGUCAGUGUAAUAAUCAGGAGUUUACAGUACAUUACUUUCCAUCGGAAGUACGGCAUAUUUUGGCACCUGCUUCUGCAAUUCUUUCUGCGGUCCAACUUGCCCAGAUGAUCGAACGAUUUAUGAAGUUGUACGACGUAGAUAAUAAUUAAUUAUAAUUAUUUUUAUUAAAGACCCGUCGGGGUCCCAUCAAAGCAAGUAAAAAUAAAUUUACAUGCGAAUUUUAGACGAGAUAGGCAAAAUCUGUACAAAGUGCAAUAUAUAGUUUUUGAAUUAGAAGUCCGUUAAGAAAAAUGAUAAGCGAGGGGUGAAAACAAACUCCAAAUGAAAAUAUAAAAAUGAUUGGAUUAAUUUUACAGGAGAAGAAAAACCCUCGAAAAAAAAUAUAAACAGAAGAAUGCGGGCAGGACUGGCCUGCAUGUGGUGGUACAGAAUGGAUUAUAGUCGGACAUCGUCAGGGCCGAAAUAAAUUUCAGCUGUAUAUGGCAUUGUAUAACGGAUUUCAUGAAGGGGUAAGUAGGCGGGUCAGCCAGGACUGGCCUGUAUGUGGCCUUGAAUAAGGCAAAUAAGUGGGGAAAUUGAAAACCAGUCUCGAGGCGAUAGGAACCCAGAUGCGGUCGGUUACAUUCAUCCGAGUCCAUUCGAGGAUGGAGCAGGGAGAUGCGACCAGACUACUAGUAUAUGGCGAAUACAGAAGGUUUCACCAAGAGCGUCAAUGGAGCGCAUUCUGUGAGGGCACGAUGCAUGAACUGAAAAAUUGGAAAAAUUAACAUUUCUGGUGAGGGAUCUUAGGAAGCGAGACCACUCAAAAAGGAAGGAAAUGUGAACAGAUACGGAAAUUUAAUGGCGGCAUACUAAAUUCCCGGAGGCCCUUUCUCAGUGUCAUAGAAAAAGUUGUCUGGGAAGGAUGAGGAAAAUAAAAGUUUAAUCGAGUCAAUAUUCAGGUAAAGGUGUAGCCUUCUCUUAAAGGUGUAUAGAUUUUCUGAUGAUCUUAUAUUUAUUGGAAGGUUAUUCCAGAGAAAGUAUAUCUGCAAGCGAAAAAAAGGGAGCGCUUAGAGGUGGAGGACGCUGGGGGAGGUAUAAUCAAGGACGAGUUGCGAAGAUUGUAUGGGCGACCACUAGGGGUGACUGCUGAAAUCCGAGGAAAAUUUGAACUAUGAUUAAUGCGAAAGAGGAGACAGAAGCCCGCUUCUAGUCUUUGAACCCAUAAACCAUUUAGGUUAAUUAGCUGGCAUCUAUCAGAUUAGCAGAUAUUUGGAUGUUACCUAUCUAAAAGUUUUUUUAGAAAAAAGUCUUUGGACAUUUUCAAUUUUUAAACGACUAGCUUCAUUCAUCAAACCAAAGAAUGGGCAACAAUACUCGAGAACGGGAAGUACAAACAUACGAUAGAGCCUUAAUUUAAUUUCAGGAAGGUAGAAAUUGUAAGAAAUAAACCCAAGACUCUGGGUAGCUUUGCUUGUAAUUCUGUCAGCGUGUGCCGAGAGAUCAAGAUUACUACUGUAGCUUAAACUUAAAUCCUUGAUGAUGGUACAUUCAGUCAUAGGUGUGCCUUGAAAGACCACUGGUUGGGGUAGCCUAUCAGGUCCAAAACACAUAUAGCGACAUUUAGACGGAGAGAAUUCCAUUAGCCAUUUUGAGCUGCAAGCUGGAAGAGCAAGCAAGUCAGCAUGGAUUUGCUGCAGACAAUGAAGGCUCGUAGAUUUAUUGAAAGAAUAUACACAUUUGAGAUCAUCGGCAUAAAUAAAUGAUUGAGAAUGAUUAACUGCCGCCGGUAUAUCAUUUAUGCAAGGCAGGAACAAAAGACGACCUAAAACGGUAUUUUGUAGGACACGACUUAAAAAGGGAUUUCAUUAGAAAGUGAAGGUCCCACGAAAACCUUUGUUUACGAUUAGACAGGUAUGACCUGAGAAAGUCUAUUAGGCGACUGCGAGUUCCCAGAGCUUCUAAUUUAACCCAGACUUUUAUGUAGCAAUUUAUCAAAGGCUUUAUUAAGAUUAAAAUAAAUAACGACAACAGAUAGAUGGCCAUUACGAAGAAAGGUAAGUAGAUUGAGAAACGACAGAUGACAUGUUUCACAAGAGCGAUCUGGUAAAAAACCUAGCUGGGAAGGGCUAAUAACUUGAUUGGCUAUGCAAAAGUCGGUAAUUUUUACGGCGAUAAUUUUUUCAACCAUUUUGGCGAGAGACGAUGUUUUAUGGACACCUCGAUAGUUCCGAACGUCAGAACGACAGCCAGACUUAAAUACUGGAAUAAUAAUAGAAGUUUUCCAAUGGUCGGGAAAGAAGCCAUUUACGAGAAAUACUGAAAAGAUUUUGCUAAGAAGAGGAGGAAAAUCUCUUAGCUGUUUUAUGGGAGAGUUUGGGAUAUUGUCCGUACCUACUGAGUGAGAUUUAGGAAGAUGGCUUAUCAAUUUUUGAAUACAUUCAGGAGAAAAACUAAUGAUGCUAAGAGCAGCAUCAGACAGCGAAGGAACUGAAGAGAUUUGGCCAGAUUCAAUGGUGAAAUGUUUGGCAAAGAAUGAAUUUAAAAUGUCUGCUUUGCCAGACUCCUCUGUAAUGAAGGCAUCGCUAGUAGUAAGCAAAGACGGAAUGACUUGGUGGGCCAUAGCAGAUGAUCUUUGACGGAAGAUCUCAGCAACUGAUUUAGAAGCAUUCAUGUCAUUAAUAGCUAAAGACACUCUACGCCUAUCUCGCGCGAGCCUCGUUUUCGAAGCUAGUUCAAAUAUUUCAACAAUUCUUAGAUGAACUGAUAAUGAGCUCACAGAAGGAUCUUUAAACUGCUUCCGUAACUUUUUAAGUCUGUUGUUAAGAAAAAGUGGGACAGCAGUGGAAAUAACACUCGAUUUGAACAUCUCCCGAGGAAUAAGGUCAGGAAGACCUUUAGUUACGCAUUGCCAUAAAUUGUUGAAAAAUUAAGGUCAUUAUCUGGAAAAAAUAUUGUGCCAAUCAUGAGUGCUUGAACAAUUAUUUACUAAUUCCUUGUUAAUAUUAGCAAAGUCAAAAAUACUACGCUGUACUGAUGGCUUUGUGGAAAUGGCUACUGGAAGUCGACAAUGCAUUAAUGCAUGAUCACUUGCGAAAAGGUCAUGAUAGAAAUCCAUAGAUAAAGGGAAGGCGCCAUUAGUAAAAAUUAAGUCUAAAAUACCAUCGUUUCUGGUCGAAAACUAAACUAAUUGAGACAAGGUUGUAAAGUUAAUGGUGUCUUGAAGCUUCUGAAGUUUAUGAGAGGAAGUGUGUGUGUGCCAGUCAGUUUCUAGUAAAUUAAAUUCGCCUACGAUUAUCUUGACAUCGAAAGAAGUUUCUGCAAUUUUUUAAAAGAGUUCGCAGAGUUGGCUUUCAUUUCUGGAGGAGCAAGGAGGAUUACAUACACAUCCGACCAAGGCUUUCCUAUUUUGCUGAAGGAUUACCGAAGCAAAACAUAAAUUUCCAGAGAAGGAGGAAAUUUUCAAGUCAUAAGGCGAUUGUGCAAGUGAGGCUCUUAUGUAAAGAAGGCAUCCACCGCCGCGUCUUUCGGCACGAUCCUGGCGGUAUAAACUGAGGCUAUAUAUACUGAGUGCCGAGUCUGAAAUUAGAGAGUGAGCUCAAGAUUCAUUAAUGCACAAUGCGUCUGGGUCAAACUCAACAGCCAAAGUUCUGAGUUGGGCUAUCUUUUGCGCGACUGAUUUUGCGUUGAGAGAGACAAUACUGAGCGUAUUCCUAAUAUGUAGGCUCCGCUCAUUGCUACUUAUAAAAAAGGAAGAGCCGGAGGUGGAAAAUUAAGCUGUUGGAACGAAGAAAUUGGUGGAGGACAAAGUUGCUGCGGUCUAAAAUAUGUGGGGUAACUACUAAAUAGAGAUGCGGCAUUAUGUUGAAAAACAUUUGAAGGAGACCCAGGAUGAGGAAAGCUAUUUUGUUGGGUUGGAACAAUAGGAGGCAUGGAAAUAGGAUUUUGGGAAUUGUUAGCAUAAUAUGAGGGGUAGUUUAUGUUAGAUAGCGGACGUAAUGGUUUCGGCAAACAGUUAACACCAGGAAAGGGCCUUAUUGUUUUGGGUGUCAGACUAGCAAUGGGAUUGGAAAGGUUAUCACCAAUGCUAUAUACUUGCAUUUUGCAUUCUGGUGUGAAGAGGGCUUCACAACUGGGGCGUUAAGUUGAGAAUUCAGGAUAGGAACAGGUAAAGAUCGCCCUGAACUAUCAUCUGGCUUAUUUGCCAUAACCGCAAGGUCAGACCUGAGUGGUCAGGCAUGGGAACGGGGUGGAUUCGAUGUAAGUUUUUUAAAUAAAUCACUAUUCCCAGCGCUGGGAGUCGGUUGUGCUUCAAGGACUGGCUCAUGUUUACUGUUAAGAUCAAGCUCCCUAGUAAAUUUGGGAGCCGCAUUUGAACAAUCCUUGUUUCGUGGGGGAGUUUAAAAGAGGCUAGUUUUAACUGUCUCUGUGAUAAUGUGAUCAGUCGAAGAGCUAGAUGGAACUGGGGCCGCUGUAGAUAGUGGGGAGAUUUGGUCGACACCAGAUGGAGAAACUGCUUUAGAGGUAAAAGGUAUAUGAGUAUAAUUCGGAGGUGGCUUUACGUUUGUUAAUGGGGGAGAAACUCUUCGUUGCGGUGGAGUUUGAUCUCCACUAAUAAAAGUUUAUUUCCCCUGAGAUAUUGAGUCGAGGGCUCCAAAUGGGAGAAAAUAAAAUCCACUUCUAUCGACGAAAAAAUUUUGACAGGAAUUGGUGGAUUCUUGCUCCUAGAUGAAAGCUUUUUAGCCUCAGCGACCCUAAAGUUGAAGCCGCAUGAAUAAAGGAAAUGAAAAGCGACAUCGAUUGGCUGUCGACUCCUAGGAACGUUUUUUAAUGUAAAAUUGUAACUUCGUUUGUGCCUGUCUUCAGUCUCAGUAGCAACCAGGUUAAUGAGAGGUAUGAGCUUCUCACACUGCUCAGACGUAAGCGUUGGCAACUUUCCGUCAAGAAGGGCACCAAGAACAGAAAAAAUUGAUCCGUAACGAGACAUAAAAUUGUUAAAAUCUUCAAAAGCCCCUAAAUCAAUUUUUUCAUAUGAACAAUGGGUUUCAGAUGAAGUUUAGUUCCCUUCAGAUUUCGACGAAAGGUUGCCUGAGGUUUCAUGUCGAAAAAGCAAUACAAGACUUAAGCCAAAAUAUUUAUAUGGAUGAUAACUGACGAAACUUCGAGCAUAUAUGGAUGAGGCUAUAUAUGAUGAAACGAUUUCCGGAAGUUGUCAAUAUUGGUGGACCAGACAGCACGAUUUAUACUAAGCAAAUUUUACUCAAUAACAGAAUGCAAACUGGAACAAAAAGCGGGUAAGUGACAAUUUCGUAGGUGGCAAAAGAGAACUGUGAAUAAAUCUGAAUUGGAUAAUGAGGCUAUGUAGGAUAAAAUAGAGAAAAGUAUAAUUCUCAAAAAACCGACGAUAAAAGCGGUCAGUGGAGACGGUUUAUCGUUUAAAAUAUAGUGCUAUUCUAUAUUUAUACGAGGAAAACCUUUCGUAAAUGCAGGUAAGACUUGAUAGGAUUGAGGCUAUGUUGGGUGAAAAACUAUAACACUAGAUUUCUGAUUUAUUACAAAUCGCCGAAACACGACGGGGAGCGAAGAUGACUUAUGACAAAAAGUAGGAAAUUUUGUCGGAUCUACACUGGAACACCGUGCAAGAGAUUAAGAAAUUGAAUCCAAAAAUAUAACUUCCAUCACUCAUCUUACUUAAAUUCCCCUGUGUCACCCCUUUCGCACCUAAAGUCUGAGAUUGCGUAGCUUGCCCAUGAAUAAAUAAAUAAUUUAUUAAAAGACCCUGGGGGAUCCCGUCAUAACACGUAGCUUCUCUUCAUAAAAGACAGUUUCAUCUUUAAAUCGGAGCCUGUUGGAGUCAUUUGCACGAAAUUUCCGGCCCACUUCUUCACCUUGUCCCAACACAUUUGUCAACUGCCGGUAGCAUGCCAAAUUUAAGGACGAAGAUCUCGCUCUCUUUUCCCCUGUUCGUCCAUCCUCAAUGAGAGACAAUGCGUGAAACGGGUCAAGCCGAAAGACAGAGUGACCAUUCUCCCUGACAGCUCUAGUGCAUACGCCGCUUCUACGUCUGUGGCAACCGGAUUGACAGAAGUUUUCCAGUCGAUGCCAUUGCACGGCUGGGUGCCAUCCCUCCCAUAUCAGCCGAACACCGGUGUUCUGACUUCAAUCUCUUCCUUUAGGCCAUCAGCACCACCACGGUAGCUAUCUUCGGUAUCUGAUCCCUCUGCCUGGAAAUCGGACAACGGCCUGUCUUCCCUCGGAUCUUUGUCGCUGCUGACGCCCCCUGUGUCGUUAUUGACGCAGACUUCCUUGUCACGUUCCUAUCUUCCGGUCGACUGCUGUCAGUUCUAUUUCUGCAACUAGGCCACCAGCUUCACAGUCCGGGAUACCCCUACCUCUCAGAUGUUCCCAGAACUUGCGGUUUAUUUCCGUUCAUUUGGCAAGGAUAAUAGGCAAAGCCUUUGAAAACCCUAUUGAUUACAUGUCAGCUCGUUAGAAAUAACUGUACACGAACAGAAAAAAUAUUCGCCAUUAAAACAGUACUUGAUCCAUUUGAGUAGCAUUGUCUCAGAGAAAUACAUUUGCAAGAUCGUGGGGUAUUUAAUCCAGAUUCAGACUGUCGAGGGAAAACGGGGGACGCAGAUAAUCAUCCUAGCGUUUCUAGAAGACUUGCAGAGACGUAGCCUCCACAUCUGACUGAGGGAGAUCGUUCCAUUUCUCCACUACCCUCUGCGUGAAAAAUUCCGAACGAAGAUUCAGCCUGGACAUUGUUGUCCGUAACUUCAUCGAGUGACCACGAAGAUUGGGUGAAAGUUGCCAGUGAAACAUGUCCUCACAACUAAGUCCAUGUUCAAGGCCAUGUAUUAUCUUGUAGACGACGAUAAGAUCACCCCUUUGUUGCCUGUAACACAGGGAAUAAAUUAAGGCAAUUCAGUCUGUCUGUGUAGGAUUGGCUUUUUAGGCCGUUUACCAGCUUUGUUGCACGCCGUUGUACCCGUUCGAGGCAUGCUUGGUCCUUUAUCAGCUAUGUCCGCCAUGCUCGUAUGCCAUAUUCUAAGCGGGGCCGAACAAAUGUGCCGUAAACUCUGCCAAAAAGGUCUUGGUCGAAGGUUACGAACACCCUUUUGAUUGCAUGCAGCACCCCCAUGCCGUUUUUUUCGCAGUCUUGUGGCACUGCAGUGUUGAUUUCAGGUUCUUUUGUAUCAAAUCUCUGAGAUCCUUCUGUAAAUAUUCUGCGGAAUGUCUUAUAUCUUUCAGGUGAUAUGUCCUCAGGCUCUCAUUGGAAUGAGAGUUGGUUGGACGCAGAUGGAGGACGGCACACUUCUCCACAUUAAAGUCUAGAAGCCAUUCCUUCGACCACGCUUGCAGUCGGUGCAGAUUUUCUUGAAGGGAUCUCUAAUAAGUCGGACCCUAAAUGACUUGUCAGAGCUUAACAUCGUCCGCAAACAUUAUUUUGCCGCAGUCGAGUUCCUGAAGGCUGUAAUUAACAUAAAGGAUGAAAAGCAAUGGUCCUAGAACUGAGCCCUGAGGCACACCACUGGUCACGUCCACCCAUUCUGACAUAUCAUCUCCGAUACAGACACGUUGUUUCCGACCAGAGAGAAACACCCUUAUCCAGUUCAGAAAAUCUCCCCGGAUGCCGAUGGCGCUCAGAUUGUGAAGAAGGCGUUGGUGCGGGACAGUAUCGAAAGCUUUGCAGAAAUCGAUGUACACGACAUGGACCUCAAAACCCACUUCUAGAGCCCUGGCCCAGAUCUCCAGACAAGCUAGCAGAUUUGAGGGGCAGGAACGUUCUCUCCGACAGCCAUGUCGAAAAUCCUGCCAGAUGUUAUUUUCUUCACAAAAAUGCUGUAUAGCACUCUUUACUAUAGCUUCCAUCGUUUUGCUUGGGAGGCAAGUUAAACUAAUAAGCCUGAGGCUGCUUGCUGUCAUCCUGCUACCUGCCGUCCUGCACCAUAAUCCAGACUGAUCGUUUGCCAGCUUCUUGCCAAACAUCUCGACUCAUCGUCCCAACUUCAGCAUCUCUACUAAACCGCAAGAUAUUGUUCGUCAGAUCGAAAUAACCGGCUCUCUCGUGUUUCCUCGGCUCUGUCGUUUCGCUACUAUGCGUCUUGUUACCGCCAAGGCAGAGUCCAAGGACUUGUUUCAGAAAGACGUCAUCUGCCGACCUGAAAGCCCUUAGUCCUCGCCCCUCCACAUGGUUCAGUCUGUCCGCCUAAUCCUUGGCACGCUGGAGGACGUUCGAAAGACGACCACCAUCACAUCCCUUGGUCUCGCUGAGCUCCUGUACAUGCGAUUCAGACAACAACCCGUUUUCCAAACUUUCCAGAAGAUCGUACACAGAGUACUUCAUGGCAUACCCUUUGGUUACGCCUACGUUAACGACCAUUUGGUGGCUGACUCAACCGCCGAUGGACAUAGGAAACAUUCUGUGACGGUGGUUGACAUUUCUCAAGAAUUUGGCUUUGUGCUCAACCCGUCCAAGGCGUGUAUUCAGUGAGUAUUCCGUCGAGAAUCUCGGACCUCCGGCCGACUCCAUUAAUAUCCUUCCCCUUCCUUAGGAAAUCGUUGUCAUCCGUGAAUUCCAGCGCCCAACUUCCAGGCAUCAGCUGAUGUGUUUUCUUAGUGAGUUUCUAUUACCGGUUCGUCCUGAACCGUGCCAAGACCAUUAUCCCUCCCAGGAGACUCCUUGCAGAUUUGGAAGUUCCGUUCGAGCUUUCUGCAGAUAAUUUAGCUGUUCUUGAAAAGGAAAAGACUGCUCUGGCCAAGGUCACCUUCGCCCCUGACGCAUUCUGCUCUUGAAGCACCUAUCACCCUCGUAGUCGACGCCUCCAAUGUGGCAGUUGGCGUGGCUUUUCACCAACAUUUCACAGGUCAAACUCAACUGAAAGCUUUAUUCUACAGAAGUUUGUCGUUGGAGGAAUCGCACUAUAGAACAUUUGGACGGAAGGAUCUUGCUGAUUGCCCUGCUGUGAAACACUUGCGGCACUCCCUAGCGGGCAGAGACUUCACUGUGUUCACGUAUCAUGGACUGCUCUUCUUCACUUGAAAUUCGCACUCCAACAAACCGAACUCCGGGUGAUCUGUUAACCGGGCUAUAUCUCUCAUUUUGUCUCGGAUAUCCGCCGCUUCGACGAGUCACGGAAUAAAGUGGUUGAUGCAGAAUCCGGGGUCUCUAUUGCUAAUCAUCAACAAAAGUCCGGAAUCGUCCUCACUGAAAAAGCUAAAAAAACCCUGGAUUACUUCUCACUGCGGCAGUGGUGCUUCCUAAUUCCAAAUCCAAGACUUCCCACUGACUGCUGGCGCUGAUACCACUUACCGCGACGUCUUCACCGCCGCCUACUGUUCCUUUGUGCCGCCAUCCCUCCUCCGCAAGGUCCUAUCUCCGCACAAUCUCUCACCUGGAAGUCGAGAUAGUGACGACCUGGUUCCCAACCUCUCCGUCCGGCCUGAAAAGCACAAGGAAGCAGAAACUUCGGUGGGGCGUGUCCAUGCCCUCAGCUGA